CCUAUGGAGAAAUUUUACCGUGAGCGGACCGAUAUUAUAUCGCUGUAUCUCUCAAGAUAGGGAGAAGCAUGCGGCUAGGACGUCCACAACGCAUACUCGCCAAUCCGCCGACUCGAGCUUCUUCCUACUAUGUCUUCCGUCAAACCUCCGGCAAGGCGUUAGGCACGCUAGUUGGCGACCUCGUAAUUGUUGCUAGGCAAGCGAAUCUCCGAAUUGUUGCGAACCAAGUCCGCUUCACUGCCGUAGCUGCUGUGCAGGCAACUCGACCGCCCGUUGAUAAGCAAGCGUUGACCGAAUUGCAAGAGUCGCAAACGGAAUCGUCCUGUGGUUGCCUCUGAUUAGUCUCAGCUGCGAGUAGCAUGCGACAUGCUGGUAUCGAAGAGCGAGCUUACAAAAAGUUCAGCCC
Baudoinia panamericana UAMH 10762 is the source of this 406-nucleotide messenger RNA. RefSeq lists its product as uncharacterized. The transcript is spliced from 3 exons. NCBI's taxonomy places the organism in Eukaryota, Fungi, Ascomycota, Dothideomycetes, Mycosphaerellales, Teratosphaeriaceae. The record is from RefSeq and is a predicted model, not a curated record. The coding region runs from base 69 to 338 and encodes 89 amino acids.